Rhagoletis zephyria (snowberry fruit fly) is the source of this 1452-nucleotide messenger RNA. NCBI's taxonomy places the organism in Eukaryota, Metazoa, Arthropoda, Insecta, Diptera, Tephritidae. The record is from RefSeq and is a predicted model, not a curated record.
AUGGAAGGGGACCAUAACAACACCGACGACAAUCGCUCUAAUCUGGGCAAUCACCAGGACCAGGAUCAACAACACCAGCCCUCACCAGCCUCCACCACAAACGAAGUGAUGCCUCUGUCUAACCUUGGCACUAUGAAUCACUUAUCGCCUUCUCUGCCCGUGCCCCAGCCACAGCGUUCACCUCAGAAUGAUCAGGUAUUUAGUACAGCGUCCAAUGUCCAGCAGCCUUCUCCUCCGUUGCCGUUGCCGCAGCCAUCACCGCCACAACAGCAGCUGCAAACCUAUCAGCAUCUUUUGGGAAACAGCCAAAAAGCAAAUCAGCUAGCACUGAGUAUUUUAGAAAGCAACCUCAACGAGAAUGCGCAGAUUUAUCGGGCGUUUUACGAAAAAGAGCAGAAAAUGACGUCAUGCUUGAAACGGCAAAAGGAUGAGCUAGAGAAGAGAAAUGCCGUUUUGCAGCAGCAAAAUGAUAAUCAAGAGAGAAUCAUUGCUGAAUUAAGUCAAAAAUACCUUAAUGAUCAGCAAACCAUCACACAACUGAACAAAAAAGUUGAAGAAUUAGAAAUUCAGCUUCUCUUUCAGAAUGUUUUGAGUAAUGACAAUCUGGAAAACUGUGUUACGCCGUCACCGUUGCUGGAAAAUCAGCAGCAGCAACAGAAUCAGCAACUGCAGCAUCAUCUGCAAAAUCAACAGUUGCAGAACCAGCAAUUGGUCCUGAACCAGACUUCUACUACAUCUACUUCUACUGCUCUCCCCUCUGAUGAUCAUUCCAGUCAUGGUUAUUACCUAAGAGCCAGGUCUUCAUCUAUUUCAAGCGCAGCAACAACAUCUAACACUACUAUGGCAUCUUCUUCAGUGGUUCUGCCUGUUUCCGGUAACAGAAGAGAUGCUGCUGUUUCUAAUGAUACUUCUUCAAUGAACAUCAAUAGUUCUGCUGUUGAGACUGGCAAUAUGAUUUCAGCUGAACCGAGUGGCUUUCAAAAACAAAUCGACACACAGAGCUUGACAAUGGAAGACGAUGACGUCAAAGAUCAGAUUAUCAGCUACCACAUCGGCAAUUCGGUAAACGGGCUCAAGGCACUUUCUGGCAACCGAAACUUGGUUCAGUCAGUUCAAAAAACUCAACCCAAGGAGAACUUCAUUUCUCCCAGACGGCAGACAUUGAGAGGCAAAUUUGGCAAACUGAUGUUCCCCUUCAGCAAUCCUUCAAAUUGCGCCAACAGCACUUUCAGCAUAAUCGACCAAAUUGAGCAGGCUCGAGUCAAAAGUAAGCGCCGACUUGAAGUGGCCGUCAAGGAGCUGUGCGAGCAGUCGGCCAAAAUGCUGGAGGCGCUCACUGAAAAGAACCGCCAAAAGGCUCAACAAAAACUGGCCAACUUGAACACCGAGACGGAGCGUUUUUAUCAGUUUAUCAACCGCCUCAGUGAACAGUUUGCCCAGUUGAACCCAUAA